AUGCGGUUCGGAAAGACUCUCAAGAACACGGUGUAUUCGCCAUGGAAGGGCAAAUACAUUGACUACAACAAGCUCAAGGCACUGUUGCGUGAGAAUGAUGUCACUGGCGACGCCAGCGACUCCGAUGACAGUCUUUGGACUGAACAGGAUGAGGAGGCCUUUGUGCAGGAACUGCUGAAUGUGCAGCUGGACAAGGUCAAUGCCUUCCAAUCGGAGACCUCCCAGCAGCUCCGCGAGCGCACAUCAGCCUGCGAGGCCAAGCUGCGCCCAUUGGCUCCGUCCGGAGAGCAAGAGGCCGUCGUUCUUGAACAACAGGAAAAGCGCAAAAUGGCGACCGAGAUUCUGCAGGAGCUCGAUGGCAUCACCAAAGAGGUUAGCGAGUUGGAGAAGUACAGCCGCAUCAACUUCACCGGCUUCCUCAAGGCAGCCAAGAAGCAUGACCGCAAGCGUGGAGCUCGGUACCGCGUCAAGCCAUUGCUGCAAGUUCGCCUGUCGCAGCUUCCAUUCAACUCAGAGGACUAUUCGCCUUUGGUCCACCGUCUGUCGGUGAUGUACUCCUUUGUCCGUGAAACUCUGACGGAUGACAUUGUGCAACCGCCGAAGGAGCCUGAACGUGGCUUUGGCCGUGAUGUCUAUUCCUCCUACAAGUUCUGGGUCCACUCGGACAACGUUUUGGAGGUGAAGACAUACAUCCUCCGUCGCCUACCAGUCCUGAUCUACAACCCGGGCACCUCAAAGAAUGUGGAUACCCUCGACGAUCCGACCAUCACCUCCCUCUACUUUGAUAACCCUCAGUUUGACCUGUACAACCAGAAGGUUGCCCGUGCCCCCGAGGCUGGAUCUCUGCGGUUGCGCUGGACGGGACAGCUGAAAGAUAAGCCCUCCAUCUACUUGGAGAAGAAGACUGUGACCGACUCAGACAGCAGUCGGGAGGUCAAGGUGCAGCUGAAGGAAAAGCACAUCAAGGAGUUCCUGGAUGGCGAGUACCACUUGGACAAGAAGGUUCAUCGGAUGGAGGAUAUGAACAACGGAGAAUCUGCGGAAGCGGAAUCUCUCAAGAAGGAUGUAGAAGAACUGCAGUCUUUCAUCAAUGAGAACAACCUGCAACCUAUGGUUCGGGCCAACUACACCCGUACCGCCUUCCAAAUCCCCGGCGAUGACCGCGUUCGCAUUUCCAUGGACACCAACCUCGCCAUGAUCCGGGAAGACUGCCUUGACCCUGAGCGUCCCUGCCGAGACCCUUCCGAGUGGCACCGUGCCGACCUCGACGAUGGCGAGAUGUCAUACCCAUUCAGCUCCAUUCGAACUGGCGAAAUUGUCCGUUUCCCGCACGCCUUACUUGAAAUUAAGCUGCGUGGAAAAGCCCACCAGGCGGAGUGGGUAAAUGAUCUCAUGGCCUCUCAUCUGGUCAAAGAUGCACCCCGCUUCUCCAAGUUCGUCCACGGUGCUGCCCAAUUAUUUGAGGAUUCCGUGAACAACUUCCCGUUCUGGCUGGGAGAACUUGAGAAUGACAUUCGUCGUGAUCCCGAGACCGCAUUCCAUGAGGAGCAAGAACGACUGGCGAGGCGCAACGAGGAUGACAUCGCCGUUGGCAGUUUCCUAGGUGGCGCAGGUAGCCCAAGUGCCCAUGCAUUGGCUGGAUCUCCCUUCAGUCGGUGGUCCGAACCCAGGUCUCACACAGUGCUUCGUAGGCCUUCUGGCUUCACCGAAGUGCCGGCCAACCGCCGUCUCUCUCAUAUUGAGCCCCAGCGCCGUGAGGUGCAGCCUCAAGCCCCUGCCGCAGCAGUGCAAGAGCCUGAGGAGAAUGAGGAAGAACAGUCUCGUUUCACCUCCAUCUUGAAGUCGUUGGGCAUCUCGAAGCCAUGGACUGGGCGGGAGAUUGUUUCCUUGCCUCCUGGAGUGCGAGACCCCGGUGUCUGGAUCAAAGACACUGGUCCCGUUCGCGUGGAAAGUAAGGUUUGGUUAGCCAACCAGCGUACCUUCAUCAAGUGGCUCCACAUCAGUAUUCUGUUGUCGAGUUUGUCACUGGGUCUGUACAAUGCUGCUGGCAAGCACAACAAAGUUGCCCAAGCCCUUGCCGUUGUGUACACAUUCUUUGCCCUGUUUUCCGCUGCCUGGGGCUGGUACAUGUAUGAGAAGCGCUCUCGGCUCAUCCGCCAACGGAGUGGCAAGGACCUGGACAACUUGUUCGGCCCUCUUGUCGUAUGCAUUGGUCUUGCUGCUGCUCUUGUUCUCAACUUUGUUUUCAAGUACAAGGCUGUUCUUGAGCAAGCCCACAACAAUGACCCCUCUCGUGGUGUCCCUGUUUACAACAACUCAUCUUCCCUGUUCGCUGAGCAAACCCCGUGGAGCGCAAGCAACCAGGCUCAGCAAAUUCUUUAA
Penicillium pulvis is the source of this 2382-nucleotide messenger RNA. RefSeq names its product SPX domain protein. NCBI's taxonomy places the organism in Eukaryota, Fungi, Ascomycota, Eurotiomycetes, Eurotiales, Aspergillaceae. The record is from RefSeq and is a predicted model, not a curated record. Gene Ontology annotation, cellular component: fungal-type vacuole membrane; vacuolar transporter chaperone complex. Bases 1 to 2382 code for a protein of 793 amino acids. The transcript has 2 exons.